CCAGCCCUAUGGCUAUAUGUAUUGACCGAUGGUAUCCACAAAAGUUGUGAGCCCCUCCGAGGCGAUGAUAUAAUCGGAGAUAACAUCGGAGAAGUAGUGGCGCAGCAAUGUAGCGAUGACAGAGUAGAACAAUGGUUCUCUACGUUGAACGUAGCAGCAUUAUGGUAUAAAUACCCACUGCCAGCACCGGUGCUCUAAAUGCUUAAAAUCAACAGACAUAGGUGUAUCAUUUGAACAUCUACUACUCCAAACAGCUACAUCUGUCUUCAUACCCUGACCCAGAAUUUACUUUCACAGUACAACCUACUAUUUCCUCAAACACAACAAUGGCCUCCCAAGACACCGUCCUCCAAACCAACGCCCAAUUAGCCCGGGACUACAUCCUCUCCCAGCCCAGCGAUGCCCUAAACAACAACCCCUGGGCCGUGUACCAAGCCCUCGACCUCUUCAGCCGCACCGCACGCCUCAUGAACUUCAAGCAAGCCAAGCUCAACGUAGCCAAAGAAGCCCUAACAUCCAUGGAGUACCCACCCAAAGUUGUCAUCGAAUUUGGCACCUACAUCGGGUGCUCCGCCGUCGCAUGGGCUGCCAUUCUCCGCGACCUGCACGGUCCCUCCACCGAGGGGCUGCACGUCUACACCUUCGAGCUCAGCGAGGAGGUGGCGAGCGUAGCGAGGGACAUAAUCCGCGUGGCAGGCGUUGAGGACAUUGUGCAUGUGAUGGUGGGGCCUGCGUCGGAGUCAUUGGCGAAGCUGGUUGAGGAGGGCAAGAUUGUGAAGGGAGGCGUCGAUAUGGCUUUCUUUGAUCACUGGGAGAAGUUCUACCUAAGUGAUUUGAAGCUGUGUGAGGAUUUGGGCCUCUUUAGAGUCGGAUCGAGUGUUAUUGCUGAUAACACGGAUUUUCCGGGAGCGCCGGAUUAUUUGGAGUAUUUGAGAGCUGGGGGACGAGGUGGGGAGGGAUCCGUGAAGUAUGUGACGAAGUCGGUGCCGUCGGAGCAUAUUGUUGAGAACAGACCGAAUAUGGUGGAGGUCUCUACUGUUGUGGCGGCUCCUUGAGGGGGUAUGAGUCUGGGUUUGAGAGGGAAUGAGAUACUGGUUAUUAUGAUAAUGAACGUUAAG
Messenger RNA from Aspergillus eucalypticola CBS 122712, 1118 nucleotides. Its product is annotated as putative O-methyltransferase. Bases 327 to 1055 code for a protein of 242 amino acids. The record is from RefSeq and is a predicted model, not a curated record. The transcript is spliced from 3 exons. Gene Ontology annotation, molecular function: O-methyltransferase activity. Lineage: Eukaryota; Fungi; Ascomycota; Eurotiomycetes; Eurotiales; Aspergillaceae.